This is a messenger RNA of Numida meleagris (helmeted guineafowl), 2181 nucleotides long. RefSeq names its product epidermal differentiation-specific protein-like. The coding region runs from base 768 to 1877 and encodes 369 amino acids. Gene Ontology annotation, biological process: lens development in camera-type eye; visual perception. Lineage: Eukaryota; Metazoa; Chordata; Aves; Galliformes; Numididae. Gene Ontology annotation, molecular function: structural constituent of eye lens. The record is from RefSeq and is a predicted model, not a curated record. The transcript has a single exon.
UAGGGGCAGCUGCUGCCCUGUGCCCACCUGGCUGUGGGAGGGUUGUGGGGCUGAGAGUUGCCUAAGUCUAGGUCUGAUGUGGGGGUGUCAGCAGCGUGUGCUGCCCCAGAAUGAGAUCAGCAAUGUCCCCACCAUGAGGGACAGGGAGGGGACAGUGGCACCGCCUGCCCAGACCGUGCCUGCAUCAUGCCAUGUCACACCACCACGCCGUGUCACAUGGCUCUGUUGUAACACCCUGUGCAGUGCCAUGGUGGGGGCUAUGCUGUGCUGUGCCAAGUGGCCAUGCUGUGUCAAGUGGCCGUGCCAUGCCGUGCCGUGCUGGGGGCCACACUGAGCUCCAAUGGGACCAGGGCGCAGCGGGGUCUCAUCCUGGGACACCGGUUGGUCUCACCACUGCACCUUCUCACCCCACCACGGCGAUCCAGCCGUUCCGGCCCCACCACCAUCUCACACCGUAAUUACUGCAGGCAGGGCGGAAGCACCCCUGCUAAUUGCUGGUGACUCGUUAGCGCUGGAGCGCCGUGUGCUUGGGGCGCGGCAGGACUAUCCGGCAGGGCUGGUCUGCGGGCAUCCCGCUGCGCUGUGCGGGUCUGCGGGGCCGUGGCAGGGCCCUCGUGUCAUGGCAUGUCACAGCCCUGCGAUAAAAGGGGCGGCUGCGGGGCGGCGUUGGGGCACGGCAGCAGAGACGGUGAGAGCGGAGGCAGCGGGACGGGGCAGGGAGAGGAGCUGGGGAGAGGAGGCGCCGGGGCCGUCAGCCACGCAGCACCAUGAACAAGAUCACGGUGUACGAGCGUGCCGACUUCGAGGGGCUGAGCCGUGAGUUCACCUGCGACGUGCCUGACCUGCACGAGUUGGAUUUCGGCGACUGCAUCGCCUCGCUGAAGGUGGUGGGGCAGCCCUGGAUCGCCUACACCCAGCCCAAGUACGAGGGCGAGCCGCACGUCUUCGAGGAGGGCGAGUACGCGGCCGUGGGGCGGCCCAACAGCUUCUCGGCGCUACGCCUGGUGCACCACGACCUGCUGGACCCGCAGAUCACCCUCUACGAGAGGCCUCACCUGCAGGGAGCCUGCAAGGUGGUCAGCGAGGAAACCAACUUGGCCUACGGGUACUUCAACGACCGCGUGGCCUCGCACGUGGUGCAGCGCGGGGUCUGGCUGCUCUACCAGCACCCCAACCGCGGUGGCUGGCACUGCUUGGCAUGGCCCGGGGAGCGCGUGGACGACUACGGGGCGCAGCUGCACUUCCAGGCCCGGCUGUCCCACCUGCGCCCGCUGCGGCCCGGCCGCCCCACGGUCACCGCGCAGCUCCUGUGGGACCAGAAGCGCGUGGAGGCGGAGCGGGAGGUGCUGGUGGAUGAGAUCGUGGGGGUGAACGAGACCGAAUCGGAGCAGGCACUGGCAGCCGGCAGCACGCGGGAGUACAGCACGACGUUGUGGCAGAGCUUCCAUUUCAGCAACUCCACCAGCCUGCGGGCAGGGCUCUCCUUCACGCUGGCCGUGGAGGCCAGCAACGUGUUCACGGUGCAGAAGGGCCGCAGCGAGUCGUGCACGCGGAGGGAGCGCAGCGAGGUGGCCCUGCCCGCCAAGGUCCCGCCGCGCACGCAGCUCACCAUCCACGUGCUGCGCAAGGAGGUGACGCUGUCAGUGCCCGUGCUGCUCACCAUCACGCAGAACGAGGCGGUGCGCACCGAGAUGGGGGAGUACCGCAGCGUGUCGGGCACCAAUGUCUGCGCACGGUUCAGCAUGAGGCCACUGCCCGCCGCGGGCACGGGGAAGGAGGAGCAGACAGGGGCUGCGGCGGGCACGGAGAAGGCGCACAGCGUGGGGACAGAGCCAGGGGACAAUGUGGGUGCGGAGCAGGUGCCCACCAGGUGCUGAGAGUGGGGCUGUGCCAAUAAAGCCCUUCCUGAAUUGCUCUGCUGGCGGUGGUGUCGGGGACAGGAGUGGGUACCCCGGGGUGCCACAGUCUGAGCACGGCGCCAUGGGGCAGCUGCAGUGGAUGAGUGCGGGCAGAGAAGUCAGCUGAGGGGUGCUGGGGCACAGGGCGGGAUGUGGGGAGGGACACGGGUGGCUGUGGGGACCGAAAGGGAAGUACAGGGGGAAGGGCUGGCCGUGGUAACGCAAUGAGGGGGACAUGGGUGGCUGUGAGGGACACAGUGGGGGGACACGAGACACGGGUGGC